CAGAGCUACAUAUGAUUAUGAAAGGAAACUGCGCAUCGACCACUAUGAGUCUCUUCAGGUAAUGGAGAGGAACUACAUUUCCAUGGUUAGGGAGGUGGAAAAACUGCGUGCUGAAUUGACAAAUGCUACUAACCUUGAUAGAAGUGGUGCCAGUGCUUUAGGGGGCCCAUUUGGUACCAGUGCUGUACACAGGGAAAAUGAUUCAUCUGGGCAUCAUUCUGGUGGACAAAAUGCUUAUGAGGAAGGUUACAGAGUUUCGCAGGGACGUGGGCCUUCAAGUGGUGCAGCUUCAUAUGGUGGAGGUCCAGCUGGACCUGCUUCUGUCCAGGCUGGAUAUGAUGCACCCAGGGGCCCCACAUAUGAUGCCCCAAGAAAUGCAAGUUAUGAUGCAUCCAGGAUUGCCGGCUACGAUGCUUCCAGAGGCAGCAGCUAUGAGGCACCCAGAGGUGCUGGCUACGAGGCUCCUAUAAGAUCUGGAUAUGAUGCUCCUCGAGGAUCAGGGGUGCCUCAGGCAGCAGUUGCUGCUGGCAGCAAUGCUGCACCCUAUGGCUCAACACAGGCACCGCCUGCCUAUGGGUCAGCUCAGAUGCCAUCACCCUAUGGAUCGACACAGCCUCCGACCUAUGGAUCAGGGCAGACUCCAACUCGAGCAGGAGGUGGUUAUGAAGCACCUCGUGGUGGGAAUGCAGUACGAAGAUAAGCUUGAAUUCAUCCCACCAAGCAUUUUCUGGUUUUUUUACUAUGGAGAUUUCCAGAUGAUAAUUCCCUCCCUAUAAAACAUCACCGGUUUCAAGGAUUCCACCGUACUGACUUGAUGGAAGCUCUUGUUGAUGUUCCUAGAACUAGUGACUUACAGGAGGUGGAGAAUACUUGGUGAACAGGAAUGCACAAGCUGGUUAGUGAUCAGCUAGGAUUUUUUUAUGAGUAAUUAUCUUCUUCCAUUUGCUUACUAAAUUUCAAAUGUUUAUCCUUCUUUUUUUUCCCAUGCUCUUUAUGCUUCUCUGAAAUAUUAUGGGUUGCUGGCACGGAUAUUUUUGUUGUUUGAUGGCCUCGUGGGCAUAAGAAAACAUGCCUUGCACCUUGAUGCCUAUUCAUAGCGUUCCAGGUCUUGCCAUAUUACUGUAUCAGCAAGUUUGCACUAAUUUUUUUUUUUUUUUCCUUUCAAUAAUGUGAGUUGUGCUGUGUCGGUUUCAUUGC
Elaeis guineensis (African oil palm) is the source of this 1197-nucleotide messenger RNA. NCBI's taxonomy places the organism in Eukaryota, Viridiplantae, Streptophyta, Magnoliopsida, Arecales, Arecaceae. The record is from RefSeq and is a predicted model, not a curated record.